Molecule: messenger RNA, 3638 nt
Organism: Haliotis rufescens (red abalone)
Lineage: Eukaryota; Metazoa; Mollusca; Gastropoda; Lepetellida; Haliotidae
Exons: 5
Coding region: 1294-3156 (620 amino acids)
Molecular function (GO): calcium ion binding
Source: RefSeq, a predicted model, not a curated record
UCUCCAAACUGCGCCAGGGUUCCGCUUCGGCCACGGUGAAUGUGGGUUAGCAAUAAUAUAGUACGACCUCCAGACAGCAUAGAGUCAUUUGUGUUAACAGGAAGCACCUCAUCAAUACAACAUACAGCUGAAGGUGACAAAAUGGAGUACACCCUCCAUACAGCAGCACACAGACGUGGGUAAUAACAGGAAGCACUUCCCCAAUACAGCAUACAGCUGUAUGUCAUAACAGGAAGCACGUCCUCCUUACAGCAUGCAGACGUGAGUAAUAACAGGAAGCACAUCCCCCAUACAUCAUACAGCUGUUGGUGAUAACAGGAAGCACGCCCUCUAUACAGCAUACAGCUAUUGAUGAUUACAGGAAGCAGGUCCUCCAUACAUCAUACAGCUAUUGAUGAUAACAGGAAGCACGUCCUCCAUACAACAUAAGCUGUUGGUGAUAACAGGAAGCACGUCCUCUAUACAGCAUACAGCUGUUGAUGAUACAAGAAAACAUGUCCUCAAUACAGCACACAGCUGUCUGUGAUAACAGGAAGUACGUCCUCUUUACAGCAUACAGCUGUUGAUGAUACAAGGAAACAUGUCCUCAAUACAGCACACAGCUGUCGGUGACAACAGGAAGUACGUCCUCUAUACAGCAUACAGCUGUUAGUGAUACAAGGAUGCAUGCCCUUAAUACAGCAUACAGCUGCUGUUGAUAACACGAAGCACGUCCUCUAUACAGCAUACAGCUGUUGGUGAUAAAGGAUGCAUGUCCUCAAUACAGCAUACAUCCGUGGGUAAUAACAGGAAGAACGUCCUCCAUAUAGCCUACAGCUGUUGUUGAUAACAGGAAGCACGUCCUCCAUAUAGCAUACGGCUGUUGUUGAUAACAGGAGGCACGUCAUCCUUAUAGCCUACAGCUUUUGUUGAUAACAGAAAGCACGUCCUCCCUACAGCAUACAUCUGUUGUUGACAACAUGUAGCAUGUCCUUCAUACAGCAUACAGCCGUGGGUGAUAACAUAAAGCAUGUCCUUCAUACAGCAUACAGCCGUGGGUGAUAACAGGAAGCACGUCCUCCUUACAACAUACAACUGUACGUGAUAACAGGAAGCACAUUCCCCAUACAGCAAAUAACCUCGUGUGACACUUAGUGCACCCUUCAUGGAUUUUACAGACUCACGUGACAAGAUGCAGUGCGUCCUCCACAUGCUUUACAGAUGUAUGUGACAACCAGUAAGUCUAACAUAUGUGACUCUACUGUACGUGACUCUACAGUACAUUCUAAACGUUGGUGUUACUGUAAGUGACAAAUGGAAGACAGAAUGAACACAUACGAGGUAGACGAAGCAGAAUCAGACCAAGAGGAGUCAUUUCGCCUGAAUGUGUUAAACAAGGUGAAGUCCGGGCUUGGCGUGGUCGUCAGAGAGGGCGAAGUCCGGAUUACAGUGGACAACGUCCUUCCUGUACUCAACAUCCUCGGAAUCAAACACACCGACGACAGGGUGCUCGACAUGACCACACAGGCUCUCGCCCAAUCGCAGGGGGAAAUACGACAGCAUGACUUCUACAAAUGUGUAACACAGAUAUUUCAACUUUCUGAAGAAUACCAUGAGGAGAUAAUACGGAAGGCCUUUUCGGUCGUCGAUGUUGCUGGAGAUGGUUUUAUUACUGGCGCUGACAUCUACAGACUAAUGUUGUCGUUAGGGGAAGUAAUAAGUGAUGACGAAAUUAUGUAUAUGCUCAAAGCAGUUGACAGCGACGGUGACGACAGGAUAAGUUUCGAAGAUUUUCGAGGAUUCCUAACACGCGGAGACGACACUGUGAAUACCAGUCUCGACAAAGACAUAACAGAUUCAAAUAUAAUCCCUGAGAAAUGCAACAAUAUUCCAUUUCAUGCAAAGAGGAAAAGUCUACUGAGCUACCGAAAAUUACAAGCUGCGAUAGCUUUCUUGAUCAAACACGAAGACGCAACCAAGCCGAGCAAGGAUACACCUGUUAAAAGACAAGAUACAGGUACGAGACAGUGUUCAACCAAUUUUAAAUUCCAAUACCCAUCACCACCUGUCACCUCCGGGCAAAGUCCAGAAAGGAAAAGACUGUCAAUAGCUGAGCUUCUUUGGGUCUCUCCAGAAACUCAAAGUCUCGUCAUUCCAAAAGCACCAAGGUGCAAUACACAACCGAAUCCUAUCGCGCUUAUGAAGAAAGAAGAAAAAGGCCGAACACAACUGCCUUCUCAUUACAACACGCAUGCGUUUUACGGACGAAAAUCAAGUAUUUACUCCACGAUGAAAGAUGACAGCCCCCCCAAGGUGACAUAUGACACACUGACACGUGUACGUAAACCAUCACGUGAUUUGGAACAGGAGCCGCUGUUUGUCAGGGGUCGAUGUUCUUCUAUUGUAAAUGACACACUGACACGUGUACGUAAACCAUCACGUGAUUUGGAACAAGAGCCGCUGUUUGUCAGGGGUCGAUGUUCCUCCAUUGUAAAUGCAACCUCUCACCUGAAGGUUGACCUCAGCAAUGUAGAGAGGUCAAACACGGAUAACCAGGAACCAAAGAGGUACACUAGCACGAGAAAACAGGAACACCGGAUGAACCAAGAUGCUGAUGCAACUGCAGAAGCACACUUCUCAUCUUCGCGUUUGAUGGGGACAAAAUGCUUGAACAUGUACGUCUCCCAAAAUGAAAAUGAUAUCAAAUCACAUGAUUUAAAGAGAUGUGUUGAUAUGAUGCCUGAGAGUUAUAAUGAUCAAAUGCAGCUUACUGCAAACAACCACAGAAUGGUUCCGUUUGGUCGCAGCAAACACCAGCAAUUAUUUCUAUACGGUAAAAGUACAAACAUGGCUGAUGUUACGACACCUUCCCUUAAUGUAAGUCAUCGGAGGAAAACACGGACAACUGAAUUCAAAAAUUGCAACUUGAUAAAUUAUACUGUAUCACAAGGUUUGUUCCCGUGUUCGUAUGACUCCUUAUCUAGACGUUUAGAGAGACAGCCACCUCUAACCCCACAGCAUCGUGAACGUGAACAACGUGUGAAGAAAGCUUCGUUUCAGGUGCUUGAGCUUCCAGCAGAGAAGACAUAUAAGCCAAGGUAUAAAAAUCCCUCCCUUCUCAGCCAGCUCCCUGUGUGUAGUCACAGGAAGAGAAACUUGCCAGUGUUCCUGGGAUAGAUGUAGAUGUACCACCAGCAAUAUUCUGGAGUGUAUUGUGUCGUUAAGUUUGUGUAACCUUAUUGUUGAAUUGUUUGAUAGGCAUGACUUGGAAGGUGACGGAUGACAAAGUAGACACAAUUUAUGGAUAACAACUUCUUCAAUUACUGUAAAGGUGACGUUUCGGUAUAGAUCCUUAUGCCCAUGUCAAGUAGGAUGUAAAUUAAACAGUGAUUAAAGAAGUUGUUAUCCAUAAAUUGUGUCUUCUUUGUCAACCUUAUUGAUGUUUGUGAUGAAUUCCAUUGAAAUCUUGUUUCCAAAACAUUAUGCAAUGUGUAUAUUUCAAGCACAUAUAUCAACAUACUGGACAUGUCAUAAUUGCAGCGUCCAUUUUAAUGAAAAAGAGUUGUAAAGAAAAUACGUAAAUCCUGUUCAGUCAUAACAGAAAUUGCCUGCUAAACUUGGAUAUGCAACUGUCAUUUUUAAAUGAGGUAUGUGCUGAG